Messenger RNA from Nilaparvata lugens (brown planthopper), 3248 nucleotides. RefSeq names its product transportin-3 (gene Tnpo-SR). Gene Ontology annotation, cellular component: nuclear membrane; cytoplasm. Gene Ontology annotation, biological process: protein import into nucleus. Gene Ontology annotation, molecular function: small GTPase binding. The coding region runs from base 193 to 2970 and encodes 925 amino acids. The transcript is spliced from 18 exons. The record is from RefSeq and is a predicted model, not a curated record. NCBI's taxonomy places the organism in Eukaryota, Metazoa, Arthropoda, Insecta, Hemiptera, Delphacidae.
UUUUCAGUGGGACUAGACAGAUCACAGAUGGCAAACCUGUUUACGACAAACAGAUUCAAUCAACAUGGAGUUGGUUAAUUAAAAUCUAAUUUCCCGGCAUAACUUAAUAAUUGAACUUAAUUGAGGAGUCUAUCCUCAAUUAAUAAUCUUUGUUUCUUUAAUGAAGUAGAGAUAAUUAUAUUUUUAUCCGUAAUGGAAAACAUCCCUAGCAUAGAAACUGUUUACCAAGCAGUUCAUACCUUGUAUCACAAUCCAGAUACUACUGAAAAAGAAAAAGCAUCUUUGUGGCUUGGAGAACUUCAAAAAUCGGUUUGUGCUUGGAAAAUAGCAGAUGAACUAUUGCACAGACAGGGAGAUGUCGAGUCGUGCUAUUUUGCUGCGCAAACAAUGCGCACCAAGAUUCAAUACUCAUUCCAUGAACUUCCACUCGAAUCUCAUGGAUCGUUACGUGACUCACUUCUGGAACACAUUUCCAAAGUUACUGAAUCAACAAGUUCAGUCAUUGUUACUCAGUUAUGUGUGGCGUUGGCUGACCUGGUUCUACAAAUGACCUCCUGGCAGAAACCAGUAUUAGAUUUGAUAAACAAAUUUGGAUUGACAAAUCUCCUCCCCUUACUAGAAAUAUUGACCGUACUACCCGAGGAGGUGAACUCUCGAACUCUUAGACUAGGAUCGAAUCGCAGACAUGAUAUCCUACAGGAAUUGAGAACAUGUGUUACUCCUGUAUCUGACUACUUGAAAGCCUGUCUCGUAAAUCAGGGCGACAACACACUUAUUCAAAUGCGAAUUUUGCGGUGUUUCACAUCAUGGGUCUCUGUUCAUGGAAUUACGUUACCAGAAAUUGCCGAUAAUCUCGUUGUAGCAAACGCUUUCCACGUAUUAGCGAAUCAUCAGUCUGAGAAUAAACUGCAUGAAGCGGCCUCGGAUUGCGUCUGCGCACUGCUUCAAAGCCUGGAGGACAACAAUAAUCAGCAAUCAUUGGAAGCGCAAUUGUUCCAGGGCGUCGUUAGUUUGGAACAAGCUUAUCACAUGUCCGUUGCUCACGAAGAUUUGGAAAAAUCCAUUAACUAUUGUAGAGUUUUUACUGAAUUGGCAGAAACGUUCUUAGAAAAAAUAGUUAGCGCAAGUAAUUCGAAUGAACUUCAUUUCUCUGUAAAAAUUUUAGAUAUAGUCUUGAUCUGUGUUGGUCACCAUGAUUAUGAGGUAGCUGCAAUAACUUUUAAUCUGUGGUAUAGACUAUCAGAAGAACUUUAUCAAAAAAAUAAUGAUCCGUUAACUCAUCUAUUCAAACCAUAUAUUGAACGACUAAUCAAAUCGCUAUGUAAACAUUGCCAAAUAGAGCCUGAUCAUGAAGGAUUGCUAGAAGAUGGUGACGAUUUUUCCGACUUUCGAGUCAAAGUUUCCGAAUUGAUUAAGGAUGUAGUUUUCAUUGUCGGCUCUUCAAAUUGCUUCAGACAGAUGUUUAUGAGCUUACAAGAACAAAAUGUGACGUGGGAGUCCUCUGAAGCUAAUCUUUUUAUAAUGCAAGCUGUUGCCAAAAAUGUUCUUCCCGAAGAAAAUGAAGUAGUGCCUAAAGUGGUUGAAGCGAUUUUGAAUCUUCCACAACAAACGCAUAUCGCUGUCCGUUACACUUCUCUACUAUUGUUGGGGGAACUUUGUGAAUGGAUAGAAAAACACCCACAAUCGCUUGAACCGGUCCUGAAUUUCCUGCUAUAUUGCCUGCAACAACCGAAGCUGGCGUCUGCUGCAGCCACCGCCCUGCAGUCGAUAUGCAGCGCCUGCUGUAAGCACAUGGAUGUGCAUUUCAACGGCAUUGUCCAGAUAAUCCAGUCGCUCGACACAUUCUCCAUAUCCAAUGAAGCUGCUAAUGGCCUCCUAAAAGGUGUGUCUAUGAUUCUUGGGAAAAUGCCUCCUGAGCAGCUUCAUCAAUCUAUGAAGGAGAUUUGUUGGUUGCAAGCUAAUCCACUUGCAAUGCUUCUUGAGACCGAUGUUAAAAUUGAGCGUGGAACAAAGACUGAUCCUACCCUAUGGCUGGAUAGGUUGGCAACUGUAUUCAGGUUCACACAAACCAACGUGCUCAAUGGUGCCACACAUCCUUGUGUAGGAGUAGUCACUGAGAUGUGGCCAGUUUUGUCGGCGACAUUCAACAAGUAUCUGCCCGAUGUGAGAACUAUGGAGAGAUGUGGCCGAGUGGUCAAGUUUGCUAUCCGCUGCGUUGGAAGGCAGAGCGCUCAUCUGCUGGAGCCAAUUGUUAAACAGAUCUUGUCACUGUAUAACCAAUACCAGCAUAGUUGUUUCCUUUACCUUGGAUCCGUACUCGUGACCGAAUUCGCCAAUGAACCUGGCUGUAUCGAAGGCCUUGACAAUAUGAUGCAAGCUUUCAUCACUCCAACAUUCACUCUUCUACAAGAGAACAAUGGUCUGAAAAAUCAUCCUGACACUGUUGAGGAUUUCUUCAGAUUAUGUUCUAGGUUUCUUCAGAAUGCGCCUGUUGUUUUUCUGAACUCUCCGUCGCUGAAUGCCAUUCUGCAGUGUGCACUACUUGCUACAUCUCUUGACCAUAAAGAUGCAAAUGCAUCAGUCAUGAAGUUCUUCUAUGAUCUCGUGCACUGCGGAAGAACCAAAGAAACAAACGAAGACUUUGUUGUGAGAUCAGCGUUAAUCAAAGAGUUGAUACAGAAGCAUGGGCAAGCAUUGGUGAAUAAUCUGAUGCAAGCGUGCGUGUUCUCGCUGCAAUCAUACAUGUUGAGUGACGUGGCCGAUGUCAUAAUGGAGCUUUUAAUAAACGACAGAGAGAGUCUUGGUAGAUGGCUGGAAGAAGCUUUAAAAAAUUUACCAAUGCAAAAUUCAAGUGGAUGUGUAACUGCCACUCCAGCACAAUUGGAAGAAUUCCACCAAACAUGUUUAAGCUCUGAAAAUAGCAAAGGAUUAUCGCACACGUUGAGAGCUUUCGCCAGACUAUUUCGCUGACCUAGCAGGACGUUUACACACUGUGACCUGUCGAUGCUAUUGCUAACAAAGUUUUAUAUUGAAAGGAAAGUUUCCUUAUAUAUUUAUUUAUAUAACACGUAUCAAUGACGGACUCAGAAUCUGGAACAUAAUCAUUAUAUUCAUUGUGUUCGACAAUGGAAUUAGUAUGUACUAAAAUCAAUGAUAUCGAUUUUGAAGAUCAAUGCUUGUGUUUUGUAUAAUGUUUGUCGAUGCCAGACUUGUAAUUUUAAUUAUACAGUUUGAAUCCAUCUGUAGAA